AUGUGGCAUGAAGCAAGACGAACGGAAAAGAAAAUAAAGGAAUUGAUGGUCGACCAUAAACGCCGCGCCGAGCGGAGGAGGGCAUAUUAUGAAUCCAGACUCGGUGAUCCAAGCCAACUCUUACGAAUAACAGGGUCCGCAAUAAAACUACAUGCAGACGCUGAACAACAUUUUUUUCAUGAGAAUCCCGAAAAGUCCCUAAUGCUUUGGCAGGGUGAUAAUGAAACUAGAAUUGACAGGUUUGAUGGGCGUGCGUUAUUAGAUUAUUUGCCGCCUAAUGAUCCAAAUGUUCCGAUACAGUCGAGCGAAGAAAGGGAUUAUCGAGAGGAAUUGAAUUUCGAAAGGUUUCGUGAUUUGAUUGAAAACGAACGUCGAAAUGUCACUGAAGCAGAGUGUCUCGAAGAUAUAGAGGCUGAAUGGACACGAUUGUUGGAGCGACACAAAGCCAUGAUGAAGAAAUUACAGCAACAAAUACCUGAAAGUAGUAGUAGUCAUGGUAUUUCUUAUGAUUAUGGUACAACAAGACAGGAAGAAUCUAAUAGCGAGGAAGAAUCUCAUCUUUUGGAAGAUAUCCUUGGAUUGUUGAUGAUUUAA
This is a messenger RNA of Paraglomus brasilianum, 594 nucleotides long. NCBI's taxonomy places the organism in Eukaryota, Fungi, Glomeromycota, Glomeromycetes, Paraglomerales, Paraglomeraceae. The record is from the annotation of a GenBank genome assembly.